AUGUCCGCAGACGAUGCCAAGACUCUCGCCAACGAUGGCUUUUCUGAGGGAGAUGAUAAGGCCUUGCCCACUAUGCAAGAAUGGGCCCUGAAGCCCGAUGUUGUCAAAUUCCACGAGAGAGAUCAAGCCUCCGGCUUCCCACGCCGUGAACUCGGCGUCACCUGGACGGAUCUGACGGUCAAGGCAAGAAGCGCCGAGUCGGCUCUGCACGAAAAUGUCGUGUCACAAUUCAACAUUCCCAGAAUCAUCCGCGACUCUCGACGCGAGACGCCUCUCAAAACAAUAUUGGACGCUUCGCAUGGCUGUGUAAAGCCGGGUGAGAUGUUGCUCGUCCUCGGCCGCCCCGGAUCCGGAUGCACCACAUUGCUCAACCUCCUGACCAACAAACGAAGGGGCUACGAGCAUAUAUCCGGAGACGUCUUCUACGGAUCCAUGAAGGCCAGUGAUGCAAAAAAGUAUAGAGGCCAGAUUAUCAUGAACACAGAAGAGGAAGUCUUCUUCCCUACACUCUCCGUGGGCCAAUGCAUGGACUUUGCAACCCGGCUCAAAACACCAUUCCAGCUGCCCAACGGGGUAAGCAGCAAGGAGGAAUACCGUACCGAGACCAAGGAUUUCCUAUUAAAGUCCAUGGGCAUCGAGCACACAUUCGACACAAAGGUUGGCGAUGCAUAUGUGCGUGGCGUUUCCGGUGGUGAGAGAAAGCGCGUUUCCAUCAUCGAGUGCCUUGCCUCCAGGGGGAGCGUGUUUUGCUGGGACAAUUCGACCAGAGGCCUGGAUGCCAGCACUGCUCUAGAAUAUACCAAGGCGAUUCGUGCCAUGACAGACGUCCUCGGCCUCGCAUCCAUUGUCACCCUGUACCAGGCCGGCAACGGCAUUUACAACCUCUUUGACAAGGUGUUGGUCCUGGACGAAGGCAAGGAGAUCUACUACGGACCAAUGAGCGAGGCACGGCCUUUUAUGGAGGACCUGGGCUUCAUCUGCGACGACGGCGCCAAUGUUGCCGACUUCUUGACCGGAGUCACCGUCCCAACCGAGCGCAAGAUCCGCGAUGACAUGCGCCACAAGUUUCCCCGGACGGCGGCCGACAUCCGCGCUCGGUAUGAAGAGACGCAAAUCUACCGCCGGAUGCAAGCCGAGUACGACUUUCCCGCUUCCGCCACCGCAAAGGAGAAGACGGAGCUGUUUCACCAGGCAAUCCACAUGAACAAGGAAAAGGGGCUGCCCAAGAACAGUCCCAUGACGGUUGGCUUUGUUCAGCAGGUCAGGGCCUGCAUUAUCCGGCAGUACCAGAUCCUCUGGGGAGACAAGGCCACGUUCAUAAUCAAGCAGGUCUCUACCAUUGUACAGGCUCUCAUCGCCGGAUCCUUGUUUUACAACGCGCCGUCAACCUCGGCGGGCUUGUUCAUCAAGUCGGGCGCGUGUUUCUUUGCCUUGCUAUUCAACAGUCUAUUGUCCAUGUCGGAGGUUACCGAGUCGUUUGUCGGGCGGCCGGUUCUUCUCAAGCACAAGGCCUUUGCAUUCUUUCACCCUGCGGCCUUUUGUAUUGCGCAGAUUGCCGCCGAUGUGCCCGUCAUUCUCUUCCAGGUCUCCGUCUUCUCCUUGAUCCUGUACUUUAUGGUUGGUCUGACCAUGGACGCUGGCAUCUUUUUCACUUUCUGGAUUAUUGUGGUUGCAACUACCUUUUGCAUGACAGCCUUGUUCAGAUCCAUCGGCGCCGCGUUCAGCACGUUUGAUGCGGCCUCAAAGGUUUCCGGGCUCCUCAUCAGCGCGUGCUUCAUGUACACGGGAUACAUGAUUCAGAAGCCACAAAUGCACCCCUGGUUCGUGUGGCUCUUCUGGAUCGAUCCUCUGGCAUAUGCAUUCGACGCUCUCCUGUCAAACGAAUUUCACGGGAAAAGGAUUGAUUGCGUCGCCAACAACCUCAUCCCGAGCGGCCCCGGCUUCACCAGUAGCGAGCAUCAAGCGUGCGCUGGCGUCGGCGGAGCUGUCCCCGGCCAGACUUUUGUGGAUGGCGACGCUUACCUCGCAUCACUGUCAUAUAGCCAUGCCCACAUGUGGCGAAACUUUGGCAUCGUCUGGGCGUGGUGGGCGCUCUACGUCUUCAUCACCAUCGUGGCCACGAGCCGGUGGCGCUCAUCCUCAGAAGCUGGCCCGAGUCUCUUCAUCCCCAGAGACACUGCCAAGGCGUACAAGGCCGGCCAGAAAAAGAGAGAAAAAGAUGAGGAGGGCCAGAGAGGAGUCUCAGACGCCGUUGUCUCUAGCGCAUCCUCGGGCAACUUCAUGAGCGACGAAAGAACAGAGGCAGGAGAGGAGGCGCCGGCCAAUCUUGUGCGGAAUACUUCCGUCUUUACUUGGAAGAACCUGUCAUAUACCGUCAAAACGCCACCUGGCGAUCGACUCCUUUUGGACAAUGUGCAGGGCUGGGUCAAACCCGGAAACCUCACCGCUCUGAUGGGCUCCUCUGGGGCGGGAAAGACGACGCUGCUGGAUGUCUUGGCCCAGAGGAAGACGGAGGGGACGAUCCAUGGAUCCAUCUUGGUCGACGGAAGACCACUUCCGGUAUCCUUUCAGCGGUCUGCGGGCUACUGCGAACAGCUCGAUGUGCACGAAUCCCACGCGACUGUCCGUGAGGCGCUGCAGUUUUCUGCUCUGCUUCGACAGAGCCGCGAGACUCCGCGAAGAGAGAAACUUGCCUACGUGGACACCAUCAUCGACCUCCUCGAGCUUCAUGACUUGGCAGACACACUCAUCGGUGAGGUCGGCGCGGGCUUGAGCGUCGAGCAGCGAAAGCGCGUGACUAUUGGUGUCGAGCUUGUCGCCAAGCCUAGUAUCCUGCUCUUCUUGGACGAGCCUACAUCCGGCCUCGACGGACAAUCUGCGUAUCACACGGUUCGUUUCCUGCGUAAGCUAGCCGCGGUCGGUCAGGCGGUGCUGGUCACGAUCCAUCAGCCUUCUGCACAGCUCUUUGCCCAGUUCGACACGCUCUUGCUUCUUGCCAAGGGCGGCAAAACCGUCUAUUUUGGCGACAUUGGCGAGCAAGCCUCUGUUAUCAAGGAGUAUUUCGGCCGAUAUGGCGCCCCCUGCCCUCCCGGGGCCAACCCGGCCGAACACAUGAUUGACGUCGUCUCUGGCGUGCUCUCUCAGGGCAAGAACUGGAGCGACAUAUGGCUUGCCUCGCCAGAAUACGAAAAGAUGACGGCCGAGUUGGACGAGAUUGUUGAGCGUGCUGCCGCGUCUCCCCCCGGAACCGUCGACGACGGCCACGAGUUUGCCACGCCCAUGUGGGAGCAGAUCAAGUUGGUGACGCACCGAAUGAACGUAUCGCUAUACCGCAACACCGACUACGUGAAUAACAAGUUCGCAUUGCACAUCUUCUCCGCUCUCUUUAACGGCUUCUCCUUUUGGAUGACGGGCGACUCUGUGGGCGACCUGCAACUGAAGCUCUUCACCAUCUUCAACUUCAUCUUCGUGGCCCCGGGCGUCUUGGCCCAGCUGCAGCCGCUCUUUAUCCACCGCCGUGGCAUCUUUGAGGCUCGCGAGAAGAAAUCCAAAAUGUAUUCGUGGGUGGCCUUUGUCACCGGCCUGAUUGUUUCCGAAGUGCCGUACCUCGUCAUCUGCGGCGUGCUGUACUUUGUAUGCUGGUACUACACCGUCGGCUUCCCGGCGAGCUCUGAGCGCGCCGGCGCGACCUUCUUCGUCAUUCUCAUGUACGAAUUCUUGUACACGGGCAUGGGACAAUUCAUUGCCGCCUACGCUCCGAACGAGGUCUCCGCCACGCUGGUGAAUCCGCUCAUUCUCGGAACUCUCGUCUCGUUCUGCGGCGUCUUGGUGCCGUAUUCGCAGAUCCAGCCCUUUUGGAGGUACUGGAUGUACUACCUCAAUCCUUUCAACUAUCUCAUGGGCAGCUUGCUGGUGUUUGAUCUCUGGGGGAGCAAGGUUACUUGCUCGCCGAGGGAGCUCGCCACCUUUGACCCAGCCAACGGGACGACUUGCGGAGAGUACCUCAAAGAUUACCUCGCACAGGGAGCAGGUAGCGUUGCUAACCUUCUCAAUCCGGAAGCAACGGCUUCUUGCAAAGUAUGUUCGUAUACCGAGGCACAGGAUUACCUGAGGACGCUCAACUUGAAGGAAUACUAUUACGGGUGGCGAGAUGCGGCUAUUGUAGUCCUCAUGGUGUUUAGCUCGUAUGCCUUGGUGUACGCCUUGAUGAAGCUGAGGACAAAGACUUCAAAAAAGGCAGAGUAG
Messenger RNA from Metarhizium acridum CQMa 102, 4245 nucleotides. RefSeq lists its product as uncharacterized. Lineage: Eukaryota; Fungi; Ascomycota; Sordariomycetes; Hypocreales; Clavicipitaceae. The record is from RefSeq and is a predicted model, not a curated record. Gene Ontology annotation, biological process: transmembrane transport. Gene Ontology annotation, molecular function: ATP hydrolysis activity; ATP binding; ABC-type transporter activity. Gene Ontology annotation, cellular component: membrane.